Colletotrichum higginsianum IMI 349063 is the source of this 2910-nucleotide messenger RNA. RefSeq names its product Protein kinase. The record is from RefSeq and is a predicted model, not a curated record. The transcript has 2 exons. The coding region runs from base 1 to 2910 and encodes 969 amino acids. Gene Ontology annotation, cellular component: cytoplasm. Gene Ontology annotation, biological process: protein phosphorylation; signal transduction. NCBI's taxonomy places the organism in Eukaryota, Fungi, Ascomycota, Sordariomycetes, Glomerellales, Glomerellaceae. Gene Ontology annotation, molecular function: ATP binding; protein kinase activity.
AUGAUGAUGGCGCAAUCGAGCCUAUCUUCUACGGAGCCGCCGCCCUCGUCGGCCCAUUCGUCCGCCGGCUUCCUGCGCAAACUCUUCGGACGAAACAAUGCGGCCCCGGCACCCGUCGGCCCGUUCCAGCCUAGGGAGCCCGAGCCCGAGCCCGAGCCCGAGCCCGACUCCGACGACCCGCAAAGUACUGACCUCACGCGCCGGGCCUCUAGAAAAGUCGUGCCCGGGCUUCCUCGCGUGCAAACCUUCAAACGCCAACAGUCAGAGCGUAGGAACAACCUCUCACCAGUCGAGUCCUCACCGGCAGAGAGGCGUGCUUUGUCGGUGGACAGACGCGUGCAGUCGUCACGUACAGCGUCACAGGCGCAGUCCUUUCCCCGAGCUAGUGCCCCCGACUUCUUCGAAAAUGCCUAUGGGGUUCAGUCUGCCGCUUCUUCUCCGGCUGGCCCUGCCGACGAAAAGGCCGAAGCCAGCUUGAAUCAAAUGGUAGCACAAAUAUCAGAACCCACUGUCAACGAAUCCCAUGUGCACGAAGUGCAGUCCAAUUCCGAUGCCCACUCAGUUACGACGUCCCAAUCGCACUACGAGGCGAUGAUUCACGAUGAACUCGAAACCACUUGGGUUCUCAAUCUCAGCAUGCAUUUCCGGGAUAAAUCCAAGAGAGAAAAGUUCUUUGUGACGUAUCGAGAAACACCCAUUCUCUGGCGUCGGGUAACUGUUUCUCUCGAUUAUCGCAAUGCCCCGGACAACUCUCUUGAGCUGGACUUGCUGCAUACCAAGUCUCAACGCGACAAGAGCUCAAAGAUAUACGAAGCUAUCAGAGACAGCCUGCAAGACAUCCAGUUCUAUCAAUCCGUCACCAAUCUGAAGCUACAGACCACUGACGGCCGACUGCAUGUUCAUGUAGUUGAAGACGUAAAUGAAAUCAUUCAGUACCCUACCGUUCGUCAGGUGCAACACCUGGGCUGUCGAAGGAUAAGAGAACGGGACAUUCAUUUUGAUUCCCACAUGUCUGGGUUUGUUUACAAGGUCAGAGUCAGCGGCGAGGUACUCAUCAAAAAAGAAAUACCAGGCCCCGACACUAUCGACGAAUUUCUCUAUGAGAUUAAUGCCUUGAACCGGCUUCGGUAUUCGAGGAACAUUAUUCGAUUUUAUGGCGUCGUUGUUGAUGAUGACGACGAAUAUGUCAAGGGACUGCUCAUCAGCUACGCCGCCCAGGGUGCUCUCAUCGACAUCAUCUAUGACAAUCGACAGGACUCCGACUUGGGUCUGCCGUGGCCGGUUAGAGAGAAGUGGGCGCGUCAAAUCGUGCAGGGACUCGCGGACAUUCACGAGUCUGGCUUUGUUCAAGGCGAUUUCACCCUUUCAAACAUCGUAAUCGACAACGAAGACGACGCCAAAAUCAUUGACAUCAACAGACGAGGCUGCCCGGUGGGUUGGGAGCCUCCCGAAGCAACACCUCUUAUUGAGAGCAACCAGCGCAUCUCCAUGUACAUUGGUGUCAAGUCCGAUCUCUAUCAACUCGGCAUGGUAUUGUGGGCACUGGCGGCACAGGACGACGAACCUGAAGCUCAGGGACGGCCCUUGCAGCUCGGAGAGGAGCACAUCGUGCCAGCCUGGUACCGAGAGAUGGUAGACAUCUGCCUAAGCGAUGACCCCCGAUUGCGGCUGCAGGCCUCCUCACUCUUGGUCUUAUUCCCCGAGUCCACAACUGGGGAGGAUGCUCCCCCGUCCAUCUCCGUGGAUGACGGUUACACCAUGCAAGAGUACUUCGUAAAUGGCUACCAGGAUAAUGGCUACGCGAGGGUCAAGGCUGUCCAGCCGGCUCAUGAUUGGUCGUACGUCAACCUGGGCAAUAUUCACGCUGAUCCGACGAGAGGCUUUUCGGAAGACCCCUACUACUACACGAGAGGACGAUCUCCUCCAAGCCCUCUACCGAGUCAGUAUGGACGCUGCGAGUCACCUCACAGGGGCCACAACAUCUCGAGCUGGGCGGAGGCCAGGAACAUUGCACCGUCAUAUAGUGACGUCGGAGGAGACGAGAUGGAUGAUCGCAAAAGCGCAACACCGACAACCAGCAAAGAUUCCAUCGCAACGCCUGAAGCGGUAGAGGAAACAGGCCAGUCGGUGCAACAGAGGCUGGAAGAGCUGCAAUGGACACCCGUUUCCAAUGGAUUAGCUGUGCUGGAUCGGGCCGAACUUGAUCGGACGUUCAGACAAGACGACAAGAGACUCGUCGAAGAGGAGCUCGCAAGAGUGGUCUCCGGGAAUAAUUCGACUGAGGCGCACGCUUCUCUUGGUCCCGUCACGUCGCGGCCAACCAUGCCAAGGUCUCUGACAGUCAAAGAUAUCAAUGUAGCUGAGGAAGUUUUGGGAGACAAGGUGGAGAUGGGGGAAGUCGAGAGUAAGUCGGAAACGGAGCCAAACAGAAAAGAAACAGCAGGGCAAUCAGAGCCUAUACCAAUGGGGGACACAGUACCUGAAAAGCAACUGAACAGUAACGGCACCAUUUCGGGCGAGUCGACGGACGUUGCGGCUGCAACACCGCACAGGGGGCAUGAGAAUCUGAAUGCGGAGUCGUCAACCAAAGAUUAUACUGCGGCCGACCCGGGCCUCACCGAGGGUGGGAUCACACCAAAGGUGGACAUCGUUGACGAACCGCAAAUCCCGUCAGCACCCGGUGCCAAGACUGCGUUGACAGAGAACGCCAUCACAUCCGAGACUGGCAAAGAAGUCAAGACAGCAGCGCGAUCGCCCCCCGCGGCAGAGGCUCCGGAACUCAAUGGCGUCGGCGCUGCCUAUCUCGACACCGACGAGCAGACGAUGCGGGAAAAGACGUCUCUUGAAGAUGUCUUUGAAUCAACGACAGUGGCAGCAUCAGCAACGAUGACGACAGGUGCUAAGGAAUGA